AUGGAAGCAGAUUCAGACGACCAGGACUCGACCUAUGGCACCUCGAUCGCGAGCGACACCACGUCGUUGAAAUCCCACAUUCUGAAUUAUCGCUUUGAACAUGGGCGCCGAUACCAUGCGUACAAGGAGGGUUCCUACCUCUACCCGAACGAUGAUCAAGCGUUGAAUCAGAUGGAUAUUGAGCACCAUAAUCAAGCGCUCCUGCUGGGAAAGUUGCAUCUGUCACCUUUAAAUGAUCCGAGCGAGGUGCUGGACUUGGGAACCGGUACUGGUAUUUGGGCCACAGACAUGGCUGACACGUAUCCGGCUGCCAUGGUGACCGGCGUAGAUCUAUCUCCAACACAGUCGGAAAUAGUUCCACCAAAUGUGAAAUUCGAGAUCGAUGAUUUCAGAGACGAGUGGACUUUUGGCGAAAAUCAUUUCGACUUCAUCCACGGUCGAUUUUUGAUCGGCUCCGUUGAGGACCAACCCGCUCUGUUGCGACAAGCCUUCCGAGCCCUGAAACCAGGCAGCUGGUUCGAACAGAACGAGGUCGAGGCGGGCAUCUACAGUGACGAUGGCACAUUCCCGAUGGAUGGUCACUACGUCCGCUGGGCAGAGAACCUAGUGUCAGCCAUGCAAAAGAUCGGCCGGCCCUGGCCGAUGGCUUCGGAACUCAAAACCAUGUUCGAACAGGCUGGGUUCGAGAAGGUCCAGGUUGAGGAAUUCAAGAGGCCCAGCAAUGACUGGCCCAAGGAUCCGCGAUUCAAGGAAAUCGGCAGGUACACAUACCUGAACUUCAUGGAAGGGCUGGGUGGCUUCACCAUGGGCCCUUUCACGCGCAUACUUGGCUGGUCCCAGGCCGAGGUCGAGGUGCUGUUGGCGGGUGUUCGCAAGGAGUUUGGCACCCGAGCAUACCACGGAUAUCAGAAAUCGUAA
Molecule: messenger RNA, 918 nt
Organism: Cyphellophora europaea CBS 101466
Lineage: Eukaryota; Fungi; Ascomycota; Eurotiomycetes; Chaetothyriales; Cyphellophoraceae
Exons: 4
Coding region: 1-918 (305 amino acids)
Molecular function (GO): methyltransferase activity
Source: RefSeq, a predicted model, not a curated record